Molecule: messenger RNA, 3448 nt
Organism: Danio aesculapii
Lineage: Eukaryota; Metazoa; Chordata; Actinopteri; Cypriniformes; Danionidae
Gene: sh2b1
Product: SH2B adaptor protein 1
Exons: 11
Coding region: 776-3352 (858 amino acids)
Biological process (GO): intracellular signal transduction
Cellular component (GO): plasma membrane
Molecular function (GO): transmembrane receptor protein tyrosine kinase adaptor activity
Source: RefSeq, a predicted model, not a curated record
CUACACCCUCUCCCACUAUAUCGCGAGAGACUGAUUGGGACAGCAGGCAGAGAAAUAUUCAUAUACCUGCAACAAGAGCAGUCGCAAAGCCCUUAUAAAUAAAUAGAUACGAUGAGAUUCAUCAAUAAGUUUAGCAUCAACAGGGGACAGCUAGACGGAGAGGAAUGAAUAUUAAUGUAAACAUUGGCAGACACACUGCCUGCUUAGCAAUACAGCCAGCUAGCUGACCAGCAGCUCAAACUUGAUAAUUUAUUAGCAGUGCUGUGUUAGCUAGUUAGCACCAGGCCAGCUCAAAAAUACGUUUGCACUGAAACCUAUUUGGAUUUUACUAAGGCCAACGAACAAAUAGCGUCAUAUGUGCACAGAAGCGAACAACUGCACCGGACUCGAGUUACACCGUGGCCUGAAAAUGGUCACAAAUCCCUACCGCAGGAUCCUCACUGAGCAGUAAACAAGAGACCACCUGAAAACUACCAUCAUCAGUUCAGCCUGCUGCUCCUGACAUGUUUUAGUUUUACUCCUACAUACACACAUUAUUGUGUAUAGAAUGUGAAGUACUUUAGGCAUUUACAGAGCCAAAUAAUUUUCUUUAAAUGGGGGAGGAAGAUUCCCAGUCCUUUUUAUCAGGCCACAUAUUUUUGGUCAGAUUUUCAGAAUCCGAGUCUAUCAUAAAAACGUAGCCUGAUGAACAGAUUGCGCGUCCCCCAUACACACCUAGAUCGCAGCCAUCCUGACGUCUUUGAUGAUCGGUUGGUCUGAGAUUGAUUAGUCAGUCAUGAACGGCUCCUUAUUAACGCCGCCGAGUCCACGGGCUGCGGCUAAUUCAUCUCCCCUUCCGCCUUCCCCUUCUCCAUCACCUUCUCCUCCAUCUCCAUCGAUGUUGCCCUUGUCCACCAGACCUCCGCCUUUGCCUCCUCCGACUCCUGCAGGUCAACCCUUGUCCUCGUUAUCUGACACACCCACACCAUCUCCAUCUCCCUGCCUCAGCUGGACCGAGUUCUGUGAGCUCCACGCCAGGGUAGCCGCUGGGGAUUUUGCUAGACAUUUCAGGGCCUUCCUUCAGGAGAACCCGCAUUACUCCCCUGAUUCGGCAGCUCUGUUUUGCCGUCGCUUUACAGACAGAUUUGUUCGGCAUUUUGAGAGCGAGCUUGAAGUAACUGGUGUCAGUAGGGAAGGUACGGUGAAUUGGGUCGCCCAAUCGGAUGUUACCUCGCUAGAGGAGGAUGCUGCAUCUCCGUCUUUGCUACCGGCGGAAACCGCUGCCGCCUCAUGCCCGCCCAUUCACACACGGGCCACUCCCAAAUCAAUCCUGACCCAGGAAAGCCGUAGUACAGACCGAUUCCAGAACUCUGGAGGCUUUCAGGACUCGUACGCUCACACGCAGAUUCUCCCACCGUCCUCCUCGUCAUCUUGCUCGUCCUCUAUGGGUGGAAAUAACGGGCGCAGAGAGGAGAGGGGAAUGGCGCUCAAACACAAUCUGCCGGGAUAUAAAGACCUGGAGGAAGAGGAAGAUAGCUGGGCAGGACCUGUAACCCUGGAGGAGGUAGAGACAGACAUCAUAGGACGGGACAAUGAGGGCGAGGAUUUAGAAAGAGCUGACCUCAGCCUCACUCCCUCAAGUGCACCAGCAAACUCAAAAGGCAACGGGACGCCAAUUGGGGGUCACUCCAAGAACAAGUUAAAGAAGCGUUUCUCUUUGCGCAGUGUGGGACGGAGUGUCAGAGGGAGUGUGAGGGGCAUCUUGCAUUGGCGCAGCUCCUCCAGCGACUCCCCGCAGAACUGCAGCAACUCCAGUCCUCUUCCCUCCAGCUACAGCUACACCACUGGCCUGCAGGACGGCAAGAGGAACUCCGGCUCACAGGGGGUUCCCUCUUCCCUCCCAGUGUCUCUCUCUCUUCCCCUUUCCCUCCCUCACUCCUCGUCCUCUUCACUGCCCCCUUCGUCCUCCAGCAGCGCCACUUCUCUUUCGCUCUCCGAGGCCCGCGAUUGGCGGAGGAGCAACGGAGAUGGUGAGAAGGAGAAAUGGAGUCACCGGUUGGAGAAACUAAGGCUGUCUCGCUCUCCUCCGCCAAAUUUGUCCAAUGCAGGUCCUCCAUCCUCUGUUAUCUCCCCUUCAUCGCUCCCGCCCAGCAGCAUCAGCGCCUCCAGGAAGUUAGGCAGGCUGGUGCGGGAGGGAGGAGUGACCGUGUGCUCAUCUUCGGAUGAGUUCGCCAGCACUCACGGGUUCCCAGGCUUUUCCUUUGGACUGCUGCAUCACGGCGCAGACAGCACUGUGUCUGGACAUCCCACAGCCAUAGGGGGCGCUGUGGGCGGACGAGGUACACGUUGGCACAAGUGCCGCCUAGUUCUGAAAGAACGAGAUAAGGAUGGAGGGGAUGGAGGGUUGGAGUAUUUCCUGGAGUUUUACAUCCCACCGAAGUCCUCCAAGCCCAGACUGACUGUCCCAUGCUGCUCUAUUGUUGACGUGAGGAGCACUACAGCUAUAGAGGUGCCAGACAAGGAGAACACCUUCCUUCUACAGAUGGAAGGUCAGGUGCAGUACGUGAUCGAGACCAGAGAUGCGGUUCAGAUGAGAGCGUGGCUCAGCGACAUCAGAAACGCUAUCUGUUUGAGUGAGCAGGAGGAUGUUGAUGGAGUGUGUGGCAGUGCUCUUACUGACCUCAGCGGUACGCCGGAAUUCAGCGACCGCCUGUCUCAAGUGUGCUAUGGUGGAGUGGGUGGUUCUCCACAGCUGGAGCCUCUACCUCCUGAAUUACCGCCCCGUGCCCCUCUGGACGAAUCAGACAGUCGGCUGCUUGGUGGGGGCGGAGCCAGUCUCGGCACACCUUUUGCUGAAACCCCUGAUGCCACAGGGUCGUUCCUGUUCUCUGAUGUGUCUGUGUCUGAGACGGUGGAGCAUCCUCUGAGCGAGUGUCAGUGGUUUCACGGCACACUCUCACGUCUUAAAGCGGCUCAGCUGGUGCUGGCGGGUGGCAUGGCCAGUCAUGGAGUAUUCCUCGUGAGGCAAAGUGAGACACGGCGUGGGGAGUAUGUGCUCACUUUCAACUUCCAGGGGAAAGCAAAGCACUUGCGUCUCUCUCUGAACGAGGACGGACAGUGUCGCGUGCAGCAUCUCUGGUUCCAGUCUAUUUUUGACAUGCUGGAGCAUUUCCGUGUGCACCCCAUUCCCCUGGAGUCUGGGGGCGCCUCUGAUGUCACCCUUAUCAGCUUUGUGGGGGCCACAAAUGUCCGGCAACCAGGCCGGGAAAGGGCAGGCAGCCGCCCCACAGUCUGUGAUGUCAUCACCACGCGCCACCCCGACUCUCCAUCAACCCCCAUCUCUGACUGUGUACUUGACCAGCAGACCCCGUAGUCCUCCCCAACCGCCGCCUCCACCCCUGCCUCCAGGACGCCCUCCGCCCCCAACCCCGCCGCAGGAGCGUGGACCCGAACCCGAGGCGGCCGGCGG